Molecule: messenger RNA, 857 nt
Organism: Magallana angulata
Lineage: Eukaryota; Metazoa; Mollusca; Bivalvia; Ostreida; Ostreidae
Product: membrane frizzled-related protein-like
Exons: 5
Coding region: 77-817 (246 amino acids)
Molecular function (GO): protein binding
Source: RefSeq, a predicted model, not a curated record
UACUUGAGAAGUCCAUUAUCUACGACGAGACUCCUUGAUCACCGUUCGUUUCAACUUUUCAUUUAUCUGAACAAAAAUGUUUCUUGCCAAAUUUCUACUGGAAUUAGCAGCUGUGUAUGUAAGCUUAAGCUCUUGUACGGCACAUAACGAUAACACAGUUUACAUGGAGAACUAUUGCGAUAAGAAAAUAAAGAUAAGAACAGUACAAAACAUAGCCCUGUCCGAGGACGUAUUUUACCCCAGUGGAUGGAGAUGUCAAACCACGGUGGAAGCGCCCCCUGGUCACGUCAUCUGGUUCAACUUUCAUUAUUUCGACGUAGGAAGACCGUCAGUGAUAUACUGCACCGAUGUACUGAGAAUCUAUGACGGAGAUACUACAGAUACUGAGCUAUCUCCCAACAAGGGUUUGUGUGGACGACUCCUUCCUCGGCCAAUAACUACAAGUGGCAACAUUGCGACGUUCAAGUUCAAAAGUAUGGUAGUCAGUACCAGUACUGGAUUUAAGUUGACCGCCACGGUCCAGAGAAAACCAGAUUCCAAGAUUUGUUCAAAAAACGAGUUUCAAUGUCUUGAUGAUAUCUGCAUCGACAAAAAGCUAAAAUGUGACCAGGAAGUCAACUGUCAAGAUAACUCGGACGAGUCUGCACAAUAUGCUGGUUGUGAAGGAAUACUCGCCAAAUGGACAGAUCUAAGUACUUUUGCUAGAGUUGGAAUCAUUGUGGGAACAGUUGUUGGAAUGGGCUUAAUUCUAUGUUUAUGUGUAACAGCUUGUAUUUAUUUCUCCCCACAAAAACGAUAUAAAAGACUAAAAGAUUAAAUUCAACAAAUUUCAAUUGUAUUUGUGUUCAUUAUUUAUU